GAGUUUAGUAGUUCGUGUCAUGCGUUUGUACGGUAUUAUGUUGCGUUUUCUGUGUAAUAUCUAACUGCCUCGAAUGAAGUAGUUUGCCAAUGCCUUGUAGUGAUGCCAUAGUAACUGUUCGUAUAGUUAUUACAUCGGUUUAAUUUCAUUUAUUGGGCACAUUUGAAUGAUAAGUUUGUUCUACAUUUAAUUCUUGCAUCAUCUUUGGCGCCUCUGGUUAUGGUUUGAGAUAGCCUUAGAAUUUCUGGAUUAGGAGAGCACUCAUGGACUCCAAGGGAACUAGUUGGCUGAAGAAAGAGAACAAUGAAGUUUAUGCUGAACCAGACUCCUUGCUCUUAAAACUGGAGUCUGGUUUCUGUGAAAGUUGCAAACAAACUUGGGCUUCCUGUCUAUUUAUUCUGCUGCUGUCCAAAUUCCAAAGAGUGCAGUCAACUCCACAUUCUCAAAAGCAUUUCAGUAAAUCUGCAAAAGCUGUAAACACAAUUUUGUCUUUCUUUAACUCGUCUAAGUUUCUUCAAGAUCCACCAAGGAUUGUAAUGCCUAGUCUUCGUAUAAAGCAAGACCUAGAACUGAAACAGGAUUUAGAUGGCGUUGAGCAUGAUUGUCUUGAAGAUAAUUCGGUAAUCUCUCGGCCCAAUCAUUUUAUCAAGGAGGAUCCUGAACUAAAUUUGGAGGUGGCAGCCUCAAUAAGAAAUGCAUCUGAUAGUUUAAGUUUCAUUCAAAGUGCUGGUGACAGCUGUAACGUUUCGUAUCAAGAAGCAUUACAUCAAGGACUAGUCGAUGACGAUCUAGAGAUAGAUACAGAGAUGUCAACAGAUUUCAGUAUAUCUCAUAACUAUAGCAAGUUACGGACUUCACAAGAAGACAGCUUAUGUGGCACAAGAUUAAGUUGUAGCAACAGGGAAAAGGAAUUUCAUAAGUUUAACUGUAGUUUCUGCCUACAGAGCUUCCCUUCAAAAUACAGACUCAUUAUGCAUAUCUUCAUCCACAUUGAUGGUGUGCAGGCACCUGCAUAUGUGUGUAAGUCAUGUGGUGAGGUAUUGCCCACUGAUGACAGCUUGAAAGAACAUUUGAGAAUGAGUGAGGGCGACCAACCAUUAUCAGCUGUCAACAGUGAGAAACUUGAAUGCAGUGAUGACCAUGAAAACAACAUCUCCUUAGAAAGUGUACGAGAAGAAAUCGUGGAACAGACUGAGAAGCAAGCUUCAUCCAAGGAAACCAGGAAAACUUUAAGGAAAUCCUUUAGUGACAUAUGGAAUACACAUACUGUGACACAAGUUGCAGAGAAACUCAGAUGUGAUGACUAUGGAAUUAUGUGUACAAGUGAUCAUGUUAAUGUCCACACUGUGCUAAGUGCAAAGAGACAUCACAAAUGUGAUAUUUGUGGUAAAUUGUUUACUCGUUCGGGCAGUCUCAAGGUACACGAAUUAAUACACACGGGAAAGAGACCCCACAAAUGCCGUGUUUGUGGAAAAUCGUUUACUCAGUCGGGCAGUCUCAAGACACAUGAAUUAGUACAUACAGGAGAGAGACCCUACAAAUGUACUGUUUGUGGCAAAUCGUUUAUUGGUUUGGGGAAUUUCAAGGCACAUGAAUUAAUACACAUGGGAAAGAGACCCCACAAAUGCCGUGUUUGUGGAAAAUCGUUUACUCAGUCGAGCAGUCUGAAGACACAUGAAUUAAUACAUACAGGAGAGAGACCCUACAAAUGUACUGUUUGUGGCAAAUCGUUUAUUGGUUUGGGGAAUUUCAAGGCACAUGAAUUAAUACACACGGGAAAGAGACCGCACAAAUGCCGUGUUUGUGGAAAAUCGUUUACUCAGUCGGGCAGUCUCAAGAGGCAUUUGUUGACACACAUGGGAAGGAGACCCUACAAAUAUCGUGUUUGUGGUAAAUCGUUUCCUCAGUGGGGCAGUCUCAAGAAACAUGAAUUAAUACACACUGAACAGGGACCACACAAAGUCAAUGUUGGUGGCAAAUCGUUUUCAGAACUGGGUCAUCUAAAACCCAGAAAUUAAUACACGCAGGAAUGAGCCCCCACAAAUAUGAUACUUGCGGCAAAUAUUUUUCUCCCUCUGGUAAUCUCGAGAAAAUCAUUAGUACACACCGGUAAAUGACAACACAAAUGUAGUAUUUAUGGCAAAUUGUAUAAAAACUCGAGUAACCUCAAGAAACAGCUAUCACUACACACUGAAUAAAAGGCUACACAGAUGUGAUAUUUGCUGGGAAUCUUUUACUCCGGUCUAUCAUCUUUAGAAGCAUGCCAUAAUACGCAUUACAUAGAGACCACUUAAAGUAUUGUUGAGGUCUGUAGACUUACACAUGUUCAAAGGAGACCACAAGUGUGUUAUGAAUGUUGAUCGCAUGUGCUACAGAAAGGUCACAAAAAAGGACAAAUCCGUUUUCACAGCUUCAUGUUCAAAGAAGUUGCAUACUAAAUACAAUAUAUGAAGCACACAAUUGCAACUUUUUGUUGUAAAUGCUCCAUGCUAUAACGAUCUGUCUACCAGAAAUUGGUGCAUCGAGAGAUAUCUGUUACUUGUUUGAGUAGAAGUCCUAUGCAGUAAUCAGGACUCCAUAUUCUUCAAGAGAAUUUACCAGUAUGUUGCUAGUUAUUUGAAAGAACCUGCCAUUUCAAUAUUCAAGAAGCUGUAGGCAGUACCCAGGCGACAGCAUAAAUGUAUUUAUUACACAUCCAUCACUCAGGCUAUUUUUCUCAACGAUGGAGAAAGAUACAAAAAUAUCAUGAUUAUGCAUACACGUUACUGGGGUAUGGCUCCUUAAUAGUAAUGGUAUUUGUGUGAUCAAAGUUUGCACACAUGUGAACUAUCUGUGCUACUUCUACAUUAGGAAAUAACUGAUGGUGGCAAGUAUGCAGAGAUCAGGCAAAAAUUGUAAUCAUCUGCCUAGUAGCAUUUUGAUUCACCUUCAGACUGCAAUACAACAGUGCUUCUGUAUGGUAUGGACUCAUUAGUUCGCUGUUAGUUUUCCACUAGUAAAUUGGACUAUAUGUCUACACACGUCUCACACAGUUCCCAUUAACUGCAGGCUAUCAGUUUGUUGCUGUGUAGUUAGUAUGCAAUAGCAUCCCAGAUUCGUUUCAUAAUGACCUAACGAGGUGGGAAAGACAACAGUGUGAACUAUCAUGAUGCUCAAACCAUUGCAGUGUGAUUCUGACCUUGUGAUUUGGACAGUUAUCCUGCUGUAACAUGUUGUCACUCUCAGGAAAUACAUCAAGCAUUAAGUGACACUGAGGUUGCAAUAAUGUUUGUGUUCUCCACAUCUGUCAUGGUGCUUCCAAUUAUGACCAGCUGCUUCUUGGCGUCUCAUAUGAAUAUCCCCCAUAGCAUGACAUUGCCACCAUCUUUCUGCACCUGUUGUGUUGUGCAUGUGUUGAACGACUGUUCAUCUGGAUGAUGGUACAUCUGAGCACAACCAUUGACCUGGUCCACAAGAAAUGUCACUUAUCCCAACACGUGACACAUCUUUAUUGGUAUGCAGUCCAAUCUCAAUUAUCCCAUUCGUAUUACUACAGUAACUGACAAUGUUGUUAGAUCAACAUGGGAAUGCAAAGCUGUUAUAUACCUUGGGGCCUCAUGUUCAACAGUGUAUGCUGAAUAGCUUGAAACUCUUGUUCCUGCUCAAGCAUUUUCUUCUGUCGCCACAGAUUGCCAUCAAUCCCACUUUACAAAGCAGCUAGGUUCUGAUCUCCUUGUUCUAGGUAAUGCAUGGUAAUCCUACAACCUUUUGUCAACUUGUGGAUAUCCCAUCUUUCAAUGAUGUUCCGUAGAGGCUAAUGAUAGAAUCAUCUGAGCAGCCAACCAGAUUCACUGUUUCUUAGAUGCACUUACCCAGACACCAGGCAAAACCGUCUGCUCUUUGGCAAAGUUAUUUAUGCCAGUUUUUUACACAUACUGUAACUAGAAUGAUUACCCAUUCAUUGCUGGUUAUAUAGUUUCGUUACUACGUGACAUAAUCAAAAUGCCACUGGGUAGCACACACUCCUCCUAGUGAAGUGGGUAUAAUGAUUUGGAUCAACAGUGUAUCUUGACACAAAAGGAUCUUUUGGUACAUUGUGUAGUAAUUCAACUUUUCAUGCUUCGUUAAAUUUUAUGCCAAUACACUAUUGUCAGUUUAAGUGUCACAUUUCUUGUGAAAAAUAUUUGUAUUAACACUUCCUGUACAUAAUUCUGAUUAAAUGAAGAUUAAUUUUAUGCAUCAAAUCUUUCAAUUAUUUGUCUGUUUUUAAAUAUCAUGUAACUACUGUACAAACAUCAGUGGCAAAACUGUCAUCAUGUAGUGUCAGAUUAUAAUUCCAAUUGUUUGUAUAAACACGAGGACAGUUAAAAGAGCUCAGUGUGAUUACUAGAAUAUGAAUUUAAUCCAAAUGCAUAAUUUUUAUUGUAAUAAGUUCAUUUAUUAAA
Molecule: messenger RNA, 4424 nt
Organism: Schistocerca serialis cubense
Lineage: Eukaryota; Metazoa; Arthropoda; Insecta; Orthoptera; Acrididae
Product: zinc finger protein 418-like
Exons: 8
Coding region: 264-2018 (584 amino acids)
Biological process (GO): regulation of transcription by RNA polymerase II
Cellular component (GO): nucleus
Molecular function (GO): RNA polymerase II cis-regulatory region sequence-specific DNA binding; DNA-binding transcription activator activity, RNA polymerase II-specific
Source: RefSeq, a predicted model, not a curated record